Paramuricea clavata is the source of this 2586-nucleotide messenger RNA. The record is from the annotation of a GenBank genome assembly. Lineage: Eukaryota; Metazoa; Cnidaria; Anthozoa; Malacalcyonacea; Plexauridae.
GUAGCUCUUCACGACGAUUGGAAAGAUAAAACCGGUAGUCCGUUGAAUCGACUGUGUCACACGUGUCGCCUGGUUAAACCAUUGCGUUCUAAACACUGCAGAAUAUGCAACAGAUGUGUAAGAACGUUUGAUCAUCAUUGUCCUUAUGUCAAUAAUUGUAUUGGUUUACAUAAUAGGUAAGAAGAGCACAAAGGAAAUCGCUUAAAAUUAGUUUUGCAUUUUCUACUAAUGCAUGGAUUGCAUGCAAUCACACGUACACAUUAAUCCCCGAGCCAACAGCGUGAAGCGCCGUUCCGGGCAUAAGCCCAGGGCGAGCUAGGGUACUAAUUCCGCACGGCUAUUUACACUCGGGAAAAGGAAAGCUGCUACAGUGUGACCAGAUUUGGUAAACUGAAGUUUUACUUUUGGUAAAGUUUUGUGAAUUUUCAAGAAAAUUUAGUAAUAAGUUUUUUUCGGCAAAUUUUUGGUAAAAUCUGAAAGGUUUUAAUUAUUAAUAAUCAUUUUGGUAAAAAUGUGUGUUUUUUGUUUAAUAACGUGCUCAAAGUGAUGAACAGAACUGCCAAGCCUAAGAAAUAAAGUCUUAUCAUUAGCAAAAACUGCAAUAUGAUGAAAGCAACAAGUAUUUCGAGAUACUUUUUGUGCAUAUUUUUUCUACUUUGAUGACGUAACUAUUGUUUUUUUGCAUUAUUAUGACGUAUUUAUUUGAGAAGCCGACAUUUGGUAAAAUUUUUCUUAAUUUACAGUAGUAAAAUUUGAACAAAAUUUUAGUAAUGACUGCUGAAAAAAUCUGGUCACACUGAGCUGUUAGCGGUUUCAAAAGUGGGGUAGUAGGUGGUCAUCUCACUGAUCUCAAAAUAUGGCGGACUGCCAGGAGUGGAAGGAGCCAACUGCCAAGAUUUUAGUUGAAAACAUAUGGAAAAGUCAUUUUUCCCUCGCUACUCUGGUUUAAAUAAAUGAUUACAAAGCCCAGUCGAAUUGUAAUCAAGACCCAACGUUUCGACACUCCAGGCUUUGUAAUCAUUUAUUAAAACCAGAGUAGCGAGCGAAACAUGAUUGAUAUACCUGGUUGCAGUGAUUCCAGUGAACGAACAAACUGGAAAAGUCGUUUCAUACAAUGAGCUGUAAAGCGAUUUUAAAAUUUUACUUUAAAGAAACAACAAGAAGAGAUACUCCUUAAGGAACUUGUUACUUGGGAAGAGCAGUUCCUCAAUUCUUUCAUAAUAUUUCUGAUCUGGCUUCCCAGAUAGGAGUUGCAACUUCGAAAAUUUAACAGGUCCAUAUUUUAGUGAACUUAUUCAAUCCUUGAAAUCUAACACAGGAUAUUGCCUCGUCACUCGAACGACUGAAAAUUCCUCUCUCUCCAGUAUAAGCGACAAUAUUUUCUAUAUCUUCAAGACUGGUUUUCAAUAUAACACAUGCACUGAAACAGGUCCGUCAGUCGAUUCAAAAUAUCGUUGCAGGAAAGAAUUGAAAGUCUGACAAUUUAAAAAAAUACGGCAAUUUAGGAACGAAGUAGUAAACCCGAAAACAACGUACAUGUUUACGAAAAAAAUACAAAACAAACUUGCUUUAUAUUUCCCAUCUUAUACAUGUCUAAGCUGACCAGUGUGUAUGUUUUAUUUUUUCUAGGCUAAAGUUCCUGUCGUUUGCUGUUUCAUUAUUGCUGUGUGGUUAUAUAACCGUGUAUUUCUGUGUUACAUUGAUUAUACGAAAUGGUUAUGAUGUCCUUAUUACUCUUGGAUUACUUGAAACAGUAUUGGCUUGUUUAAUUCUUUCUAUUUUAAUACUCAUUCAUGUAAGUAUGUUGAACUUUUAUUCUACUUUUGCUGACGUACCAAUCACGAGCUUGCUAUUGUUGACAUGCACCUGUCCAAUCGUUGACACCUGUCCAAUAACGUACAAUACCGUCGACACCAUACAUAUAUUUUGACGACUUUGAACUUCGCUAUGCUCGGGUAUAUCAAUAGCCGGACAGAAUUAGUACCAACCCACUGGCAGUGGCCAAAUAUUUAUUAAAACAUCGUCAUUAUCAUAUUGUAUUUAACUAUGCACUAUUUUACUGUGUCAUUUAAAGACUGUUGAAAUCACUUUUGAAUCAGUGUAAUUAAAAAAACUUGCAGUAUACUUGCUUCAUUAAACCCAAAAGUAUUCGCGCAUAAAUUGCGCAAACACUCCUAUGCGUUUGUUGCUAUACGCAUUAAUUGCAAUUGUAAAGGCCCAUACAGAUCGGACGCGAUUUGGCAACGCGACGCGAAUUUUCAGUUUUCAACGCGUCGCGUUGUCGAAUCGCGUCCGAUCUGUGUGGACCUUAACACAUAGUUAUUUGUUACGUCUUAGGCCUACGAAUAAGAAAGGUGUUUUUAUUAUUUUUACCCUCAAAACAACUUUUCUUUGUUUCAGGUUGGCAAUAUGGCGACGAAUUUAACAAGCAACGAACGAAUUAAUCAAAAAAGAUACUCGUAUUUAACUGGCUCUGAUGGAAAGUUUUAUAAUCCUUUUGACCGCGGGAUUGUUAGGAACAUUUUAGAACAUUUUUAUUUUAUCAAAGAACGUGAAGUUAAACAUAGUGGAGAAGAAGUUGUUUGA